UCCGGCGCCUGCUGUUAACCUGCCUCAGCUGUUGGCGCUAGCUAGCUGGUAUCAGCUGUGUAGCUCAUAGUAAUGCCUUCUAACAUUACUCUACCUCAGUGACAUUUAGUUGGUGCUUGUCAAACGGAACUGUUAAAAGCAAUGGGGCUACCGCAGAGCUCGUUUUUGUCGGACGGUGGAACUAAUAGUGGAUAUCAUGUCCACGGGGUUCAAGAGGACUCCCCUGCUCUGAAGUCUGGUCUGGAGCCCUUCUUUGACUUCAUCCUCUCUAUAGGAAAUACCCGACUUAAUAAAGAGAGUGACUUGCUGAAAGAUCUCCUAAAAGCCAAUGUAGAAAAAGCAGUGAAACUUGAAGUGUACAACUCUAAAACCCAGCGGGUGAGGGAACUGGAGGUGACACCCAGUAACAUGUGGGGUGGUCAGGGUCUGCUGGGGGCUAGCGUCCGCUUCUGCAGCUUUGAAGGAGCCAAUGAGAACGUGUGGCAUGUCUUGGACGUAGAAGUUAAUUCUCCUGCCGCACUGGCUGGACUUAUUGCACAUGAUGACUUCAUUGUGGGAGCCGACCAGGUGUUACAGGAUUCAGAAGAUUUCUUUUCAUUGAUUGAAGCCAAUGAGGGGAAACCUCUGAAGCUGCUGGUGUACAACAUACAGUCUGAUCAAUGCAGAGAGGUAGUGGUGACUCCCAAUGGAGCAUGGGGAGGAGAGGGAAGCCUAGGCUGUGGUAUCGGCUACGGCUACUUGCACAGGAUCCCAACUCGUCAAGUUCAGCCGAACAACCAGAACAAAAGUGAUCUGCAGUCCACGGUCACUGACGGCAGUGAAGAGCUGGCUGCAGGUGACCACACUGAGGUGCCUUCUGCGGCUGAAUGUAGCCCUUCUAGUGUCAGUGAAACAGGCUUGAAUGAAAGCAAAGGAGUUGUGCAGGACCUGUUUGUAACCUCACCCACGCAGCCAGCUGUAGACAUAGAUAUUUCCAACAUACCCGAAGCAAGGACUCCAGACUUAUCAGACAUGGUUUCCAGCAAUGACAUGGACCACACAUCCAUGCUUGCUAAUUAUGGAGAUGACUCUGGUGAUCAGUGUAGCUUGGAUAACUUGUCCGUUUCCCAAAGACCUUCAUCUCCAGAGAAGGACGAAGAAUCGGACAUCCAGAAAACUGAGCACGAAGCUGCUGUUGACCUGAUCACUGCAACCCCUCCAAGUACACAGGCUGUAGACGACCUCAUUGGCCCUGAAGUCACCACAGAAAACCUGGGUGACACAAGUAGCUCAGAGAUGCAAGGUACUAGUUCUGAAACCUCACUCUCAGCCAAUAUUAUGAUGGGGGAGAUGUCAGAUCCUGCUGCAACAGAUAAUUAAGAGGACUGCUGUACCAGAGAAUAAGGAACUAGUUUAACUCUCAAGCUGACUUGCAUAAAACAUUAAGAGCACACCAUGAUACAGAAAAGCUUCCCCAUAUGAUUGUAAGUUGCUUCACUGGAACUAUUUUUAAUUUACAAGAGUUUUAUUUAUAUUCAAGUGCCACUACUGCAUGCUGAAUUGCACAUUUAAGAGAGACGGAGCGUUGAGCGGAAAGUUGGUCAGAUAGUUAUAACUAUAUGAAUGUAUUACAUAAUUUAGGCACACUGUACGUCUCAACAUCAAACAGAAUGAAGCCUUAGUUGAGUCUUGUUUGCUGUUCAAAGUCAUCCUAGUUUGCACUAAAAAGCCAAAGGUGAAUAAUGUUCGGUUUUGUCGCUCUUACUGUUAUCACCUGCGAUAUAGUCUGACACAAAAGCGAGAAAAAGAAAGUUUGAGCUGGAGUUCACACAGAUCCAUCAUGUGGUUUUGUUUUCAUCCAUCAUUAUGGAAUUUGGAGUUUAUGUUUUUAUUUUCUCCUAGGUUAAGUUUGAAAUGAGUACACAUUUAAAAAGAUUUUAAUCUCAGGCCUUUACCAUUUAAGCCCUUUUGCCUUAUGUCUGGUUUUAACUGUCCUCCUUUCUUAUGUGUCGGUUUGACUUUUGAUUGGUGUAAAUGAGUGAGUCACAUGUGAUGCAGCUCUCUGACUGACUUCUGUUUCUUCCCUUUAUAUAGAUUUGAAUUAUUUUAUGUUUAUGAUUUUUAUGGAUGGAUGUAAAUAUUCAAAUAUUUAUAAAAAAAAAG
This is a messenger RNA of Seriola dumerili (greater amberjack), 2142 nucleotides long. Its product is annotated as Golgi reassembly-stacking protein 1-like. Bases 142 to 1359 code for a protein of 405 amino acids. The transcript is spliced from 9 exons. Gene Ontology annotation, cellular component: Golgi apparatus. NCBI's taxonomy places the organism in Eukaryota, Metazoa, Chordata, Actinopteri, Carangiformes, Carangidae. Gene Ontology annotation, molecular function: protein binding. Gene Ontology annotation, biological process: Golgi organization. The record is from RefSeq and is a predicted model, not a curated record.